This is a messenger RNA of Dibothriocephalus latus, 630 nucleotides long. The record is from the annotation of a GenBank genome assembly. Lineage: Eukaryota; Metazoa; Platyhelminthes; Cestoda; Diphyllobothriidea; Diphyllobothriidae.
AUGCGGCUGAGGCAUGUAAUUUGCGGCUGGUACUACCCGCAGAGGGAAACUGAUCGAGCUGGUUGGCUACGGGCCUACAUUCGCAACUCGCGGGGUCUGUUCAACCGAAUGGUGCAUCGUUUCCGCACACGCCACCUCAAUACCCAACGGGGACAGGUUCGGCUGCCCAUACUGGAACGCUACCUUCUCACACAUCCUGACACGCUCUGGUACCUGGGCUUUUGCGGUAUAAAGCGUGCCUACUGUAUUUCCUGUGGGGAGUGCGGCAAACCCAAUAAUAAGGUGGAAUUUGCGGAGAAAUUUACUCAGUGCUCCGAAUGCGGUGCCUACUACUGCUUGAACUGCCAGGUGGAUCUGAAACAGAUUUGCCUGAACUGUCGUAUACCACUGAAUGUCCUCAAGGUGGAUGUGGAUUUGGAAAAGGUGAGUUCUGAGGAGGAGAUGGAGUACUUCUGUGGUAAAUACCUCAAACGCAACCCACAUGACAAUUUCCGGGUGCCGCCGGAGGAGAUGGAUUUCGACACGAUGAUGGCGGAAUACGACAGGAUACACCAAAGAAGGAACACAAGUGAACAUGGAGUCGGCAACUCAGCCGAACCCUACACCAAGCCCCCAGGCAGAAACGCCUGA